Messenger RNA from Acromyrmex echinatior (Panamanian leafcutter ant), 1318 nucleotides. RefSeq names its product inositol polyphosphate 1-phosphatase (gene Ipp). The record is from RefSeq and is a predicted model, not a curated record. Gene Ontology annotation, biological process: phosphatidylinositol phosphate biosynthetic process. Gene Ontology annotation, molecular function: inositol-1,4-bisphosphate 1-phosphatase activity. Lineage: Eukaryota; Metazoa; Arthropoda; Insecta; Hymenoptera; Formicidae.
CUGGUGUUACUGGCUGUCACUAGCCACCUAAUGUCAACUAAUGUUGAUAUUAGCAUUAUAAGCCAUACUAGUUUAAGGCCUUCACUCUACAUCCUGUAUAUAAAUCUUUUUUUCACCUGUCGGUCAUUUAUACUGAACUUUUAGCAAACAUACUGUGUCUUUAGAAAAAAAGAAAAUGAGAAACGGUAGUAAAUUGUUAAAAGUUCUUUUACAAGCCUCAGAGAAGGCAGCAAACAUUGCUAGAAUUUGCCGGCAAAAGGAAGCUCUUUUUCAAUUGUUAGUACAAGAAAAAUCUUUAGAAGAGAAAAACCCUCGUUUUUUCCAAGAUUUCAAAACGUUAGCUGAUGUUCUCAUUCAAGAAACUAUCAGACAUGACAUAGAAAUUGAAUUUCCAGAGUUGGCCAAGAUAGUACAAGGUGAAGAAACCAAUGUAUUCAGCAAUACCUUGGGAGAAUCUAUUAUUGUUGAGAUCUGUUCAUGUAGCAAAGAUACAACACAGCUACUGACAAAAGUUAUGGGCAAUGAUGCUGUGGCAGCAGAGUUGCUUGCUGCCGAAGUCCAUAAAGACAUUCAGCUUUCAGACGUGCCAAUCACAUUAGACAUUCCCAAUGAUUUCGAUGUCAAUAUAGAAGACCUUGGUAUUUGGAUAGAUCCAAUUGAUUCAACAGCAGAUUACAUAAGUGCAAUGGAGACAAUAGAUGAACAGACCGGUUUAUAUUUGAGUGGGUUACGUUGUGUCACUGUCUUAAUUGGAGUCUACAAAAAAAGUAUUGGAGUACCAGUUUUGGGUGUAGUUAAUCAACCUUUUUGCAUCAAUAUAGACUCGCAAUGGACAGGAAAAUGUUACUGGGGUUUUCUGGGAGGUGGAGUCGCGAAGUCUUCCAUAAGUAAUGCGUGCAACGUCGAUAAAAUCAUUUUACUUAGCCACUUUGAAGAUGCAGAUGUAAAAUCAAAAUUGUUAAACAGUGGAUUCAGAUUAGUGGAAGCAACAGGAGCAGGAUACAAGAUACUGAGCGUCGCUAUUGGACAGGCGGCUGCCUACAUCUUGUCAAAGGGUUCCACUUAUAAAUGGGACACGUGUGGACCACAAGCUCUCUUGUCUUCGGUUGGUGGAAAUAUCAUCGAAUUUAAAGAAUUUAUUGUGAAUCCAGAUUCAGACAAUCUAAGCGUGAAUUAUUUACCUAUUGGCACAAAUUUCUCUAAUCGUGCAGGUUUGAUAGCAUACAGAGAUCCUCAAAUUUUGGAAACCUUCAAGUGUAUUUUAUGUAAAUCUCGUUAAUAAGUAUGACGAGAUAUAUUAAUACUAAAGCUUGACAUU